AUUCAGGGUGCGAGAACAUGCUGGGAACGUUUACCUCUCCAAAUCCAUCUUUUCUUAACGAACUCAGCAAUUGUCAUGUCGAAAAGAACUGCGGAAGAUACUCAAGACAUAGAAGCCAAAAAUGGUCCUGGAAGACGCGAGGUUGUCUCGGAUUCCAUGGAUACAGAAAUGGGUAACUUUGAGGACGCGUACGAAGACGAAUUUGAAAGUGAGGAUGAGUACUUAGAAGCUGAUGGAAACGAAGACAAUGAAAUGGAAGCAGCUGAAGGUGAGGAAGAUGCUGCAGCUGCAAAGUCUGCCUGGUUACCUGGUGGUGUCAUAAACGAAGGCGAACAAUUGGUCGUAGACCCUAGUGCUUAUGAUAUGCUUCACAACAUGCAAGUGAAAUGGCCGUUUUUGAGUUUGGACAUCCUCCAUGAUUCGCUUGGUGAAGAGCGUCGAGCUUGGCCUCAAGAGAUGUACUUGGCUGGAGGCUCGCAAGCACUCAACAACGAAAACGAAGUUACUGUUAUGAAAGUCAGUCAGCUUUGCAAAACCAAGAAUGAUGCCGAAGACGAAGAGGACUCUGAUAACUCGGAUGUUGAAGAAGAUCCUAUUUUGGAGCAUCGGUCUAUUCCCACCAAGGGCGCUUGCAACCGCAUUCGAGCUUCUCCUGUUUCAUCUAGGGAUCCUCAAAAGAAAAACUUUAUGGCUUCUUUCCAAGAAACAGGCAAAGUCCAUAUUUGGGAUAUCGCUCCUCAUCUCCAAUCGCUCGUCAGCCCUGGCAAUGUGGUUUCCCGCAAUCAAAACAACCCUGUUUACACUGUGAAUCAACACAAGACAGAAGGUUAUGCUUUAGACUGGUCACCUUUCGAAUAUUCCUUACUUUCAGGAGACAACGCCAAUGAAAUUUAUUUGACUCGUGCUACAAAUAGUGGAUGGCAGACAGAAUCAUCUCCCUUUUUGGAUCACACUGCAAGUGUGGAAGACAUCCAAUGGUCCCCUAAUGAAAAGACUGUGUUUUCCAGCUGUAGUUGUGAUGGUACUUUCCGUAUUUGGGAUGUCCGAAAUCAAAAGAAGAAUUCUGCCUUAACUGUUAAUGCCCACCCUGGCGUUGACGUUAAUGUUUUGAGUUGGAACUCGCGUGUGCCUUACCUGAUGGCCACUGGUGCUGACAAUGGUGUCUUCAAUGUAUGGGAUCUCCGCUCUUUGAAAUCUUCAUCAGCUGUCGCCACGCCUGUCGCAUCCUUUAAAUGGCAUCAGGCAGCUGUCACUAGUAUCGAGUGGCAUCCAAAAGAAGAAUCUGUAAUUGCUGUUGCUGGUGCUGAUGACCAGCUUUCGCUCUGGGAUCUUUCUGUUGAAUUGGAUCCUGAAGAACAAGCUAGCCGUGCUGCUGAAGGCCUUCAAGAUGUGCCUCCUCAACUUAUGUUUGUCCAUAUGGGACAAUCAGCCAUUAAAGAGCUUCAUUGGCACAAACAGAUUCCUGGUACCAUUGUUUCUACUGCUCAAACGGGUCUGAACGUCUUCAAGACGAUUACUUUUUAAAACUUCAUGGAAAUGAGUAAAGCAAGUAUUUGUAAAUAUUAUAAAUCUACGUCUUGUUUCGAUACCAUGAUGGGAGAUGUUUGAUACUGUGCAUUUUAUUUCCUUAUUUUCUUUUCUCUAUCGUUGCAAAUUUUUGGGUUUUUGGCUUAUUAUUGGUUGGACAUUUCAAUAAAAUGGAUUUUCAGUAACACGGUUCUCUUUAAUGGUUUAGUUUUUGGAUAAUAAUAAAAAAAAAAAGAGAAAGUGAGACAGCUUUCUAUGGAAAGAGUAAAAUGCAGUGUAUAACGCUGCAAAACCUUGAACCUUUCUAGUUAUCUAUAUGAAUAAUAAAAAAGGC
This is a messenger RNA of Schizosaccharomyces cryophilus OY26, 1861 nucleotides long. Its product is annotated as WD repeat protein Rrb1. The record is from RefSeq and is a predicted model, not a curated record. NCBI's taxonomy places the organism in Eukaryota, Fungi, Ascomycota, Schizosaccharomycetes, Schizosaccharomycetales, Schizosaccharomycetaceae. Bases 76 to 1524 code for a protein of 482 amino acids. Gene Ontology annotation, molecular function: protein binding. The transcript has a single exon.